Lepidothrix coronata (blue-crowned manakin) is the source of this 1608-nucleotide messenger RNA. RefSeq names its product coronin-1B-like. The transcript has 7 exons. Lineage: Eukaryota; Metazoa; Chordata; Aves; Passeriformes; Pipridae. The coding region runs from base 20 to 1168 and encodes 382 amino acids. Gene Ontology annotation, biological process: cell migration; actin filament organization. The record is from RefSeq and is a predicted model, not a curated record. Gene Ontology annotation, molecular function: actin filament binding.
CGGGGGUGCCUCCCCAGCCAUGUCGUUCCGGAAGGUGGUGCGGCAGAGCAAAUUCCGGCACGUGUUCGGGCAGCCGGUGAAGACGGAGCAGUGCUACGAUGACAUCCGCGUGUCCCGCGUCACCUGGGACAGCACCUUCUGCGCCGUCAACCCCUCCUUUGUCGCCAUCAUCGUGGAGGCCAGCGGCGGCGGCGCCUUCCUCGUCCUCCCCCUGCACAAGACCGGCCGCAUCGACAAGUCGUACCCCACCGUGUGCGGCCACACGGGCCCCGUCCUCGACAUCGACUGGUGCCCCCACAACGACCACGUCAUCGCCAGCGGCUCCGAGGACUGCACCGUCAUGGUGUGGCAGAUCCCGGAGAACGGACUGAGCCAGCCGCUGACGGAGCCGGUGGUGGUCCUGGAGGGCCACUCCAAGCGCGUCGGCAUCGUCACCUGGCACCCCACGGCCCGCAACGUGCUGCUCAGCGCAGGCUGUGACAACGUGGUGCUGAUCUGGAACGUGGGCACGGCGGAGGAGCUGUACCGGCUGGAGGGGCUGCACCCCGACCUCAUCUACAGCGUCAGCUGGAGCCGCGACGGCUCCCGCUUCUGCACCGCCUGCAAGGACAAGAGCGUCCGUGUCAUCGACCCCCGCCGCGGCACCGUGGUGGCUGUGAGUGUCCCUGCCCCCCCGGGGUUCUACAAGCUGCACGAGCGCAAGUGUGAGCCCAUCAUCAUGACGGUGCCAAGGAAGUCGGACCUGUUCCAGGACGACCUGUACCCGGACACGGCGGGCCCGGAGGCGGCCAUGGAGGCGGAGGAGUGGGUGGCGGGGCGCACGGCGGGGCCGGUGCUGGUGUCCCUGCGCCAGGCCUACGUGCCCCCCAAGCAGCGGGACCUCAAGGUGAGCCGGCGGGCGCUGCUGCACGACGGCCACGCCACCGCCGCCGCCGGAGCCGCCACCACGCCGACCCCCGCGCCCCCCGCCGCCCCCGCGCCCGCCCGGCUCAGCGCGCCCCCGGCACUGGGAACGCUGGGAACGCUGGGAACCGGCACCGCCACGGGGGGCCGGCUGGAGGAGGUGCUGCAGGAGGUGGCGGCGCUGCGGGCGCUGGUGGCCGAGCAGGGCCAGCGCAUCGACCGCCUGGAGGAGCAGCUCAGCCGCCUCGAGAACGGCCACGUCUAGGGACCCCCUCAGGGACCACCGCCCCAGGGACCACGCCUGCGCCCCAGGGACCCCCUACCCCGCACCCUCCCACCCCUGGGGUGCCCCCUCACCCCGCUCUGGGUCCUUCUCCCCUUGGGGGGCUCCCCUCCCCCCAUUGCCUUACUGGGUGCUGCCCCCCUCCCCAAAUCAUGGACCAUUCCCACCCCCGUGUCCUCGGGCUGGGGGUUGCUCCUGGGAUCAAACAUUGCCCCCUGCACCCCCCAGUCCCUGCGUGGGGUGUCCUGCCCCUCUUCCUACGGGGCAGGGCAUGAUCUGACCCCUACAACUGUGAAAUAUUGUCCCCCCUAUAUUUUGGGGGCUUUCCCCCCCCCCGCCUCCCCCUUCCUCCUCCUUAUCGUGUUCCCUCCUCCAUUCCAGUGCAGGGUCAAAAACUAUAUUUUCACUCCAAAUAAAGGAUU